GAGUCCUCAGGACACUAACGUAAACAAUAAACAAUAUUAAUUUGGUAUGUUCAGUAUAAAUAAUUUGCCAUGUUGAUAAGUUUAUUUUUCGCAUGUAAGCAUAGGUAUGUAUAUCGAAAAAGUUGUAGUUUUAAUCCUCUCGGGAAAUUUAUUUUGAAAUGAGACACUUAAAAUUGCGUGGUUGUGUUAAUAGGCAUUAAUCGGCUACUGGAGUAACUAAACAUCACAAAGUAAAUGCCCCCACUUUGGAGACAUGAGCUACACUUAGCUCAAUUGUGUAUUAUAAUAACUAUCCCAACCCUGACGCUGGAACGCAUUACUACUUCUCCUCAGAGAUAGUAAAGGUAGUAAAUAGGCAAGUGCCUACGUCCUACCACCAGAAGAAUACUACCACCGUUUCAGUGAAUGUGAGUACAAAUUCUCUAUCAAGGCUAGAGAUGUGUUGAGACUUCGUACUUAUGUUUAGUAGAGUGCUCUAUAAAACAUCAUUUGCGUUUCCACAUUUAAAUGCCAAAUGAAUAUAAGCAAAAAGAAAAUGAAAUGAAAUUAUGAAGAAAGGUAGGAAAAUUCACAAAUAAAAGAAUAACAGACAUAAUAAAAAAGUAAUUAUAAUGUAAUCGAUAACGUGACACAGAAAAACUAUUAAUUAAAUUAGUAUUAGUUUUAUUACUUAUUCGUGGCUGACGGUGAUCUAGGGUAAUGUUUAAUGUUCAGAAACUAUUAAAUUCCGCAUAGUUAAUGGGAACGUGCCCCAAGUAUGAACCAGAAGUGUUUAUUUUUUUAUUUUUUUUUAUUAUUAAUUAUGAUGGUGAGUGGUUACCGUCCUCUAUGGACUUCAGCAAUGCCAGGGGCAGAGCCAAGGCGCUGCCUACCGUUAAGUACUCUCCGUAAGCCUCGUUUGAAGAAGGACAUGUCAUAGCGUUCGGGAAGCACCGUGGAGGAGAAGCUCAUUCCAAAGCCGGAUGAUACGUGGAAAAAAGAUCUCUGGAAACGCAGUGACUCCAGGUAGUAUGGAUGAACUCUACUCCGGUGGCGGGUGGUAAAUGCGGUGAGAUAAUGGCCUCAUUUCAAUCAAUUCAUCGAGCACUCCCCCAUUGAAUUGAACCACGUUCAAUUCACUCCACUCGGAGACUUGCCACAGAGAGUUCUCCUCUUCAGUCACAAGUUUUGAUCGUCUUUCCUGCACCACGCUCCGAGAGAGAUUUUGAUGGCUGACAUAUCGCGUAUCCCCCGUGCUGCCAUUUACAUAGCAAUGCAUGUUAUCAAUAGAUAGCAUGUCAUUGAUAUACAGGAUGAAAAACGUGGCGGAGAGCACCGAGCCUUGUGGAACGCCAGCGUUAAUGGUCAUGGUAUCGGAGCAGCAACUGUCUAGAACGACUGUGAUGCUCCAUCCAUCCAAAAAGCUAGUGAUCCGCUUGCAGACUCCCUCGGCGAUUUCGUAAGAUGGUAACUUCGAUAGAAGUGCCCUAUGCCAGACUCUUUCGAAGGUCUUUGCGAUAUCAAGGCUUACAGCGAAAGCCUCGCCCUUGCUCUCCAAAGUUUCAGUCCAUCUGUGAGUAAGGUAUGCAAGAGGAUCGCCAGCUGAACGACCGUGAGGGAAACCGUACUGUCGGUCAUUGAUCAACCGGCGAUCCUCAAAAUACUUCAGGAGUUGCGUAUUUAUUAUUCGCUCCAUCCCCUUGGAAAGCAAGGAAGUUAUCGCGAUAGGCCUAUAGCUCGAUGGGUCGGACCGGUCACCCUUCUUGCGGAUAGGAUGGAAAUGGGCGGUCUUCCAUGAAGACGGAAACUUGUUAAUGCAAUAAAAGAGGCGAUACAAAUGCGUUAGCGCAAGUGUCAGCUCAGGGGCGCUCGUUUUCAGAACCACUGCGGGGAUGCAAUCUGGCCCACUCGACUUAUGUGUGUCCAGAGCCCGGAGUUCUCGCCUGACUGCACACCAUGUGAAGAAGAUCUCCGGUAGAGAGCUAUAGCACCGAAUAAUUUUCGGUGAUGUGGAACCCCCGUCGUCCAUAGUCGAGUUUGAGGCGAAGAGUAUGGUGAUUCCCUCUUUCAAAAAGGUGACAAUACCCGAAAUCUGAACUCAGAACAACUCACUUCUGAGCGAUGUAUAUAGGUUAUUCUCGAGAGUUUAUGAACCGGCUCAAUGAUACGCAACGAUACAAGCGUAAUGAUGAUCGGCGAGUGUUCCAUUAGUACAGUAAAUGACGGUACCGCCAUCGCGAGGGAUGAGUCUGUCAUUCCUAACCAUGUUAUAGUCCGCGAUUAUAGGGUAAGCGGACUUAAGGAGGGUCUCCUGCUCUAAUAAAAUGUCAAUUUGGUGGUCACGCAAAAAAUCACGUUGAUUUGCGAGACCGUACGCGUUAAAAAAACCUAUUGUUACAGAUAGGUCUUUCAUUCUACUUAUGUACGCCACUGAUUACCGGCGGAGUGAGGGGAGGACGUACAUACGUAUUUAAAGACGCGCGAUGUACGACCAGCCCAUACCGUGGGCCCCGAAGGUCAAAUAUUUAGGCGUCACCCUCGACAGAAGGAUGACAUUCCACCCUCAUAUUAAGACGGUACGCGACCGUGCCGCCUUCAUUCUAGAACGUCUUUACCCGGUGAUAUGCGGCGAAGUAAAAUGUCCCUUAGAAAUAAGGUGACACUCUACAAAACUUGCAUACGCCCUGUCAUGACCUAUGCAAGUGUAGUGUUCGCUCACGCGGCCCGCACUCACUUAAAAUCAUUUCAAAUUAUCCAAUCCCGUUUUUGCAGGAUAGCCGUCGGAGCCCCGUGGUUCGUCAGGAACGUCGACCUCCAUGACGACCUGGACUUAGAGUCCACCAGUAAGUAUAUGCAGUCGGCGUCGAUGCGCCACUUCGAUAAAGCGGCACGACACGAGAACCCUGUCAUCGUGGCCGCCGGUAACUACAUUCCCGAUCCUGCGGAAAGAAUGGAAAGCAGUCGACGUCGCCCAAAACACGUCAUCCCGGAUCCUCCCGAUCCACUAACGGUGCUUCUAUGUACUUCAAGCACCGGUCACCGUACUCGUCGAACCCGUCGCUUGCGACGAAGGGCUCGAAGAGUAAAUUAACUCUCAGACACAGCCCACUGAGUUUCUCGCCGGAUCUUCUUAGUGGGUCGCGUUUCCGAUCAGGUGGUAGAUUCUGCGAAGCACGGCUCUUGCCAGGGUUCGUGUUAGCAACGUCGUUAGGUUUGAGCCCCGUGAGCUCACCUACUAGUUAAGGUUACGCUGGAAUAGCCUCUCAAGGAUACCAGCUUAGGUAGGAAAAAAAAAUUUAAGACGCGUAUACGUCGGCGUAUUCUAGCACAGCUGCGAUGAAGUAUUGUGCAGUGGAGGCACUGCAGAUGACGUCGCUCAAACCGUUAACUCGCUCAAAGCCGAUUGAAGUAACUCUGCACUUUGAUUAAUAACAAUAAAUAAUUUGUCUUCUAUAGAAACUUAACAAGUGUCAAAAACAGUAAAUCGCUGUCUAAAGAACUGUUGAUGUGACUACACAAUCCCAAUUAUUGUUUUAGAAUCAUCGCAUUAUCCAAAAUCUGUUACAAGUCUGUUUGUUGUGUCUAAAUAUUAUAAUAGUUAAACAUUUUUCUCCGCGGCUGUACCGCCUGUAAGCUGUCUUAUAAAUAUACAACUUAACAAUAAAGUAAUGAAGGUUUCAUCAUUUCCGUCUGAACUGUAGUCAUGAAAACUAUUCUUCAUUUUUUAUUUAUUGUAAUUUUAUUUUGUUUCUGUGCGAUACAUUUAGUGUCUGCGAAGAAAAAUAUUAGUACUAAAAAUGAACUAGGGGAAUCAAGUUUCAAGUAUAUUUUUAAUUUGCUUCAAGACAUUACUGUUGGUAAACGAAUUGAUACAUUAAGUACUGGAGUGAAAUUUACGGAUAUCAUACAAGAUUUAAAAAAUGAAACAUUGCAGAAUAUUUUAUUAUUAAACUCAGAUUUGCAGAAUGAAGAUAUUUAUUUGAACGCUACUCAAUUAAUACGAAAAAAUGGAUAUCAGGUAGAAGAAUACGAGGUGGAGACUGAAGAUGGAUAUUUAUUAUUACUGGUGAGAAUACGUGGUUCCGGACCUACGGUCUUUUUAAUGCAUGGUAUUCUGCUAAGUUCGGAUGAUUGGGUAACAGCCGGGACCGACAUUGGCAUUGGCUACUUGCUCGCAGCGGAGGGUUUCGACGUAUGGAUGGGUAAUGCACGCGGCAAUAAACAUUCCAGAAAACAUAGAACUUUAUCACCAGACACCGCUGAGUUUUGGAAUUUUAGUUACUACGAAAUUGGGAUCUAUGAUUUGCCAGCGAUGAUAGAUUAUACACUCGCUGUGACAAAGCAAGAAAAACUAAUAUACGUGGGGCAUUCACAAGGAACGACUACUUUUUUCGUUAUGGCUUCCGAGAGACAAGAGUACAAUUCCAAAAUUUCUGUUAUGAUAGCCUUAGCACCUAUUGGAGCGCCCGCGCAUGUUAAAAGUCUAGUUCUCUUACUUAUAAGAGUGAUAACAUUGGAUUACCCGCAAAUAUUUUUUGGAGGAGCAAGAUCGAUUGGUAUACAGGAAAUAUUUCCUAGCAAUGUACUUACUCGUGCCUUCACAACGUUAGUUUGCAGUCAGUUAAUUUUCCAAAAAACCAUCUGUAGAUCUAUUAUUGAGGCUCUUGUUGGGUAUGACGAGUCGCAGGUAUUUUAUCCAUCACUUUCUACUGUUUACGCUCAUAUACCUUCAGGAUCUUCGACUAAGCAAUUUGAACAUUUUGGACAGGGUGUUUCAAGCCGCCACUUUGCAAAGUUUGACUACGGAAAAGUAGAAAACUUUAGGUUAUACUCGAGGAGUACUCCACCUGAAUAUCCUUUACAAAAUAUAACAACGCCGAUUGCGUUUUUUUAUGGACUAAGCGACUUAUUUGCACCCCCAGAAGACGUCCUACACUUACAACGUCAACUACCCAACAUAAUAGAAACCUAUGAAGUACCGUUUAAAAAAUUUAGUCAUUUAGACUUUGUAUAUGCAAAGGAUCUCGAGAAGCUUGUUUUUGCCAGAAUGCUGGAGAUAAUAAUCUUAUAUGUGUAAUGUUUUUUUUAGUAUUAUUAAAUAAUUUUUGCAAUUUAAAAUCAACUUUAAUUUAUUGGGCAGGAGGAGGAAAAUAGUGGAAUCUCAUCUAAGACGAUGAAGGUAAUUUUGGAGAUUCCACCGUUACAAGCCGUCCACAGCAUAAGAUAAAGUAAGCGGAUAUUAUCUAUAGCAUCGUGGAGAACAGCCAGUCCGAAUAUUUUAUGAGUUAAGUUAGUAUCUCGGUCAUGCUCGGCCAUCAUACAUAAUAUUUUAUUUUAUGUAAUAAAAUUGUGGUAUUUAACACAAAAAAAGAAAA
Molecule: messenger RNA, 5354 nt
Organism: Bombyx mori (domestic silkworm)
Lineage: Eukaryota; Metazoa; Arthropoda; Insecta; Lepidoptera; Bombycidae
Product: lipase 3-like
Exons: 1
Coding region: 3683-5056 (457 amino acids)
Biological process (GO): lipid metabolic process
Molecular function (GO): hydrolase activity, acting on ester bonds
Source: RefSeq, a predicted model, not a curated record